Contarinia nasturtii (swede midge) is the source of this 1934-nucleotide messenger RNA. RefSeq names its product carboxypeptidase N subunit 2-like. Bases 126 to 1853 code for a protein of 575 amino acids. Gene Ontology annotation, molecular function: protein binding. The record is from RefSeq and is a predicted model, not a curated record. The transcript has 3 exons. Lineage: Eukaryota; Metazoa; Arthropoda; Insecta; Diptera; Cecidomyiidae.
CAUAUAAUAUCAGUGAGAAAGAUUAAACUCAAACGUUUCUGGCGCAUUCGAAAAGUAUUGUAAAGAGACAGUUCCGCAUUUAUAGUUGAUAAAAUCGAAAUUUAAACUGAUUUGUCCGGCUGUCGAUGAUGGGUCAAAAUUCUCUUAUCGCAUUCGUUCUUUUCGUGUGUUAUUUUAAUGGGAUAAACAGUGAACAAAAUGACGUAAAAAUUAUUAAAAAUUGUACUUUGGACGAUUUACGUAAUAUUAAUGACGAUUUUAAAUCGGUUAAUUCACAUCUUUUAAAUUUUGCAUUUUUUGAUUGUAAUCUUCCCGCCUUACCGGAUGCCAUCUUUUUCAAUGUUCUAAAUAUAAAAUCAAUUGAAUUUGUGCGCACAAAAAUUUCAACAAUAAGUACGUUUGCAUUCAAUGGUUUGGAUAAUUUGGAAACGUUAACCAUUGGUGGAAAUGCAAAUUUAACAUUAUUACAACAAUGGACAACAAGUAAUUUAGAUAAACUAAAUCAACUGAAUCUUUAUCAAAAUGGCAUACGUCACUUAGAUAAAAUCGCAUUACGACGCUAUCCAAUGUUAGCACAUUUGAUUUUAAUGGAAAAUGCAAUUGGCGAAAUUCCGGAGGGUUUUUUCGAUUUUUCAUUGAACAUCGAAACAUUAAAUUUGGCAAAAAAUCAAAUUAAAAAAAUCGAAUAUUCAACAUUUAAAGUAUUAUUACGAUUGAUCGAUUUGGAUUUAAGUUAUAAUCAAAUCAAUUUCAUUGAUUCGUACGCAUUUACAACGACCACACAUUUGAAGACAUUGAAAUUGAAUGGCAACCAAUUGACGACAAUCCAUUCGAAAUUUUUCUACAAUUUAGCUGGAUUGGAAUAUUUGAAUUUAAGUGAAAACGCAUUGAACGACUAUACUGGACUGGACGAAGAUGCUUUUCAACAAAAUUCGAAAUUAUUGCAUUUGGAUGUUAGCCAUAACUCGAUGAUUUCCAUUAAAACUCAUUCAUUGAAUGGCCUAAAAGCUCUUGAGAUUUUGAAUGCAAGUCACAAUCAAAUCGCAUCCAUACCAUCAACAGCUUUGAAAGAUCUCACCAAUUUGAAACAUUUAGAUGUAUCGCACAAUAAAUUGACACUUUUGCUCGACAAUCAAUUUGCAUCGCUGACGUCAAUUGAAUCGAUAAAUUUAUCGUACAAUGAAAUUAGUUCAAUUCAACAAUUUACAUUUACCGAUUUAAAAACAUUGCAAACACUAAAUCUAUCAUCAAAUCAAUUGCAAAUGUAUGAAUUUCUCGAACAGGCUGCCGAAAUUAAAACAAUCGAUCUACAAAAUAAUCAAUAUCACGAAAUAAAUUUAACGGCAUUCCGAACAUUUGAAACGGUGCAUUUGAAUAAUAAUCAUUGGAAUUGUUCGUGGCUUUUAAUGGCAUUGUCAAAACGUGAUCAUUUAGUUUCGAACAUUGAAUUUGGAUUUGAAUUUGAUGACUUUGGACUCGAGAAUUCGAGGAAACUAACACAAGACGUUCAGUGUUAUGAUUAUCGUCAACUUGACAAACCAACCAUUCAACGAAUCAUCAUUAUUAAUUCCGACUGUGAUGCGACCAGAAAUGAAAAAAAGAAAAAAUCCACUAUAAACACUUAUCCGAGAACGUUUAGUAAACUUUUGAAUGAAGAAUUUGACUAUAAAGCUUGUCUUUUAUGGACAGUGGUGGCUGUGUUCCUUGUCAUCGGAUUGGUUCGCGUCGGUAAAUACUGUCUUGAACGAUCGGAGAAGAAAAGUGAACGAUAUCGAAUUGUUCAACAAGAAAAAGUACUGAAAGACAUCGAUGAAUAUUUUGCCAAAAAUAGUAAACGCAAACAACGUUCCUAAACCAAUUUUCGUUUUAAGCCAGUUUUCCAAAUGAUGUACCACUUUUAACGAAUAAAAUAGUUUGAAAAAAAUUAACAUCAA